Trichomonas vaginalis G3 is the source of this 558-nucleotide messenger RNA. Its product is annotated as organellar and viral DNA polymerase type B. The record is from RefSeq and is a predicted model, not a curated record. The transcript has a single exon. Bases 1 to 558 code for a protein of 185 amino acids. Lineage: Eukaryota; Parabasalia; Trichomonadida; Trichomonadidae.
AUGGACAAAGAUUGCGACAUGGUAUAUAAGAACAUCUCUGACCUUUACAAAACCCGGGAGUUUAAGACCUACGACAACUUUGUUUCGUUAGUUGCUGAAUGUGUAUGGCAGAUAAGAGAUAAAGAUAGAAGAGGUAAGGUAUGGAAUGAACAGAUAAGACCAACUGCUUCAGAUUUAAAGAAAACCAUUGACGCUUUAGUUGUUUUAGCAGGUAAGGUUUCAGAAUAUAACGCUAAAAUGAACCCGCAAUGUUCAAAAUGUAAGGCAGCAAUUAGGAAAUAUAACUACUCCGUCAAAGAGAUAGAACGUAUGAGAAACGACUAUGCAGACUUAAAGAAAGAAGCAGAGAAACCAGCAGAAGAUAAAAUGGACAUGUUAGAAUUUCUGAACAAAAACUAUCCAACUGCUGACGAUUUCCUUCUAUCUGACGUCAAGAAGAAGUAUAAAGAAACUUUCGGCAUAGUUAAAACAUUCGAUAUCCUCAGCGAAGAAAUAGAGGCUACAAAACUGUUUAGGAUUUCAAAUAUACAUCGUACAAUUCAUGUAAAACGCUUAUAA